ACACUGUGCUGCUCGCAGCUCCUCCCACCCAGCUAUAAGAGCCCAGUUGACCAGGUACUUAUCGUCCAUCCCUGAAAUAGACCAGUCCUAACUGACUUGUGGAAAGUCGGUCAGCUUUAUUAAAAACGUCCUUUUUUUUCGCAGGUGGUUACAUGCAGCCUGCAUACUGAGAUGCCGGAUUGGUCCCUGCGUUUGUUCUCGGUCUGAUCUUACAGAGGAGCAGGACCGGGACUCGUAACUUUUAAAGAUGACUUUUGCCAUGCUGCGGCCUGUGGCGACACACUUGAUCUAUUCAGACUUGACCAUCACGUCCGAGGAUGAUGAAAACCGCAGCGAAAGCGACGGCAGCUCGGAGCAAAGUUACUGCGACUCCAGCGAAAAACGAAGACGGAUUUCGCGCGAACUGGAUGGCGAGCCCCCGGUGGUCGUGAAACAGAGGAGCGCAGCUAACGCUCGGGAGAGAGGCAGGACCCAGAGUGUCAACACCGCGUUCACAGCUCUUCGGACUCUCAUACCCACCGAGCCAGUGGAUAGAAAGCUCUCCAAGAUUGAAACGCUUCGACUUGCGUCCAGCUACAUUUCCCAUCUGGCCAACGAGCUUCUUCUCGGAGACGGCGGCGCUGAUGGACAGCCGUGCCUCGGCGCGGUUCAUGCGCAAGGAGAGAGCGGGGCGCUGAAGCCGCGGACCAUCUGCACCUUCUGCUUGAGCAACCAGAGAAAAGGGAUAAAGGAUGCCAAAGACUGUUUAAAAAUGCGAAGGAUGGGUCCGCUGCGAAUGAGGCGCUGACUGAAGACCAGGGAACUAUUAGCAACCUGAAAAUCCUCAAAGACUUUCUCAGGGAAGAGUCGAAGCUGGUGUUACAUAGCGCACACACACACACACACGCACACACACACUUACAUGCUGGAUCAAAUGAUG
Molecule: messenger RNA, 919 nt
Organism: Anarrhichthys ocellatus (wolf-eel)
Lineage: Eukaryota; Metazoa; Chordata; Actinopteri; Perciformes; Anarhichadidae
Gene: tcf15
Product: transcription factor 15
Exons: 2
Coding region: 248-787 (179 amino acids)
Biological process (GO): regulation of transcription by RNA polymerase II; developmental process
Molecular function (GO): DNA-binding transcription factor activity, RNA polymerase II-specific; RNA polymerase II transcription regulatory region sequence-specific DNA binding; protein dimerization activity
Source: RefSeq, a predicted model, not a curated record